UUCACUUUUAGCCGUUGUCACCAUACGAUAUCAGUCAAUUGAGCCGAGAUUGAACUGAACUGGAUACAAGGUCUGAUUCCCUGGCAUAGACGUAUACCUUUCCACCAACUGUUUGUCUUGUUUGCCCGGUUGAAAUGUCCGCACCACCUUCGUCAUCCCUCGUGAGAAAGAUCUAUCGAGCCUGUAGAAGCUCGCUUGCUGAGCCUGACCUGUCGCUGAACCUUGCGGUUGCUGACUACAUCAAUGAGAAGCAAGGCAAUGCACCACGUGAAGCUGCUAAGACUGUGGUGAACCUCGUCAAUUCUAAGGACACCCACACUGCCAUCUUUGCGCUGACCCUGUUGGACGUGCUGGUGAAGAACUGUGGGUAUCCGUUCCACCUACAGAUCUCCAGAAAGGAGUUCCUGAACGAACUGGUGAAGAGGUUCCCGGAGAGACCACCUUCAAGAUACUCCAGAGUGCAGAAGAUGAUCCUCGGUGCCAUUGAAGAGUGGAACCAGACGAUCUGUAAGACUUCGAGACACAAGGAGGACCUCGGGUUCAUCAGAGACAUGCACAGACUGCUGACUUAUAAGGGGUACAUCUUCCCAGAGGUCAAGCCUGAAGAUGCCUCAGUGUUGAACCCAUCUGACAAUCUGAAGUCCAUCGAGGAGGUUCAAAGAGAGGAACAGCUGGCUCAAUCUGCAAAGCUACAAGAGCUGGUUAGACGUGGUAGACCUCAGGACCUGAAAGAGGCCAACAAGCUGAUGAAGAUCAUGGCUGGGUUCAAAGACGACACCAUUGUGGAGAGUAAAGCGAGAGUUGCGGAGGACUUGGAUAGACUGAAGAGAAAGGCCGAUGUGUUCAGCGAGAUGCUUCAGCAGUCCACCAACUCUGGCCAGUUCGAUCCUAACGAUGAGACAUUGGUUGAGCUCUUCAGUGCUUUGAAAGUUGCCCAGCCAAAGAUCCAAAAGAUCAUCACAGAGGAGCAGGACGACCCAGAUGCGGUGCAAAACUUGCUACAGCUGAACGACUCUGUGAACCUGCUUGUUGAUAAGUUCAACUUGCUGAAGGCUGGCGAUUUGACUAAUGCUUCAAAGAUCAAGGUUGCUUCGAAUGGCUCAGGCGUGCAACAGUCCUUGAACCUGAUUGACUUUGACGAUGACGACUCAGCCACGGCAACUCCACCACCUCAACAACAAGGUACCACUGUUGACGACCUCUUGGGUGAUUUGAACUCGUUAUCGUUCAACAACCCUCCACAGGCCAAUUACGGACUCGGUGGUGAUAUCUCGCUUGGUGCAACAUCACCACCACCACAAUCUUUAAGCCCACAACAAUCUUCAGGACCAAACUACGACAUCUUUGCACAGUUGUCCCAGCCUUCCACUUCGUCGCCUUCUGUUGCAGCCUCUGCUCCAUCAUUUGAUCUCUUGAGUGGAUUCUCUCAACCUCAACAACAACAACAGCCACAGCAGCAGCAGCCACAACCACCACAGCCAUCGCUCAAGCAGAGAACAGUGGUCAACGAGUCACAGCACUUGAAGUUUGAAAUCGACGUUUCUAAGCACUCAGACAACUUCAUCUCUGUCAAGGCCUUCUUCACGAACUUGGGUGCCAUUCCACUGACAAACUUCCAAUUCUUAAUCGCAGUUCCAAAGUCCUUAACCUUGACUUUGGAUCCUCAAGUUGGCUCCUUUAUCCCAAGCUUUGGUAAAGAUUCAGUAACCCAAUCUUUCAAAAUUGCUUCACAGCAGGGCUCUAUUCCUUCAUGGAAGAUCAAAUGGAAGGUGAACUACUCAAUCAACGGCUCCCCAAUUGAGGAGACAGCAACUUAUACAAUAACAGUCUAA
Molecule: messenger RNA, 1832 nt
Organism: Williopsis jadinii
Lineage: Eukaryota; Fungi; Ascomycota; Saccharomycetes; Phaffomycetales; Wickerhamomycetaceae
Gene: GGA1
Product: ubiquitin-binding protein
Exons: 2
Coding region: 135-1832 (565 amino acids)
Biological process (GO): Golgi to endosome transport; Golgi to vacuole transport; protein transport to vacuole involved in ubiquitin-dependent protein catabolic process via the multivesicular body sorting pathway
Cellular component (GO): trans-Golgi network
Molecular function (GO): ubiquitin binding; phosphatidylinositol binding
Source: RefSeq, a predicted model, not a curated record